CAACGGCACUUUGCCCCUGUUUACUUUCCGGGGGUAGAACAGGGCCUACAGCGGUGGAAAGCCCAGCCUCCGGCGGCCUGGAGUAGCCCCUCAAACAGAGCUACAAUAACUGGGUCACUGGGGCCGAGCAGGUUCUAGCAGCCGGCCAAUUUCAGGAACUCGGCAGCAGGUCAAGAACUCGAAGACCGGCUCCAGUAUGGAGUGAGGCGAUAAGCCGCUUUAGCCAAAAGGUAACUAAGGAAGGUGCCUUAGUUCCCCAUCGGCGAACACGACAGUUCCGACGACUCUGUUUCUAAAGUUACAAACCAUUCUUUGUUCCGAAAAUUCGUAUUCCAUCAAACAAAGAUGUUGCGGCGGCCGAUUUUCACAAGGCGGUACUUUCGCCCCGUCCGAAUCACUUCAUCGCCUAGGGUGUUUUCUCGCACUUCCUUGAGGCAGUCUUUAGACGUCAACAUGAAUUCCUCGACUAGCAGAUCCUACAGUAACACUGAGCUGGAUGUGGCGGAUUUUCGCUCGAAGAAUGGAUAUCUACAUAAUUUGCUGGUUACGCAUAGGGGGUCCCCUAACUGCUAUUGGGGAUUUGUAAUCAUUCGCACUAUAUACACGCCAGAGUCCGAUCUCCAAUGGCCUAUUGCGAUGGCUAAAUUAUCCGACUGGCUACGGGUGGAGAUGAAGACAGGGUCUAAUGCUUCAGACAACGAGCAAGAGCUCGUUGUUAAAAAAUUUAGGAACCUAAUUGUAGACGACAAGACGCUAUAUGAUGGGUUACCGAUGAGUGAUGCGGUUCUACGCUUUGAGGAUAUUCUUGAUGAGCAGUAUAACGUCGCGUUAAAUUACAGCACGCCAGAGCAUUUUGAUAAGACGUGGUAUUAUCGGAUUCCUGAGUUUGUCGAGCAAUCUCUCGCUGAGUCUAAUCCCGACGUUAAACGAGAUCUCCUCGAAGCAUCAUAUUGGCACCUCAACAAUUACAUAUGUCUUGUCAUAGACGACGAAUCGCUAAGAGAUCUUGUGGAGCUCCCUGCAGAGCUCCAUUGUUUCGAUUUGGCUUUAGCGCUGAAAGAAAUCAGGGAGCACCCUGACGGUACUCUACCUGCUCGUAGGAUUGCGCAUCUUAAAGUUGCAAUGCGUCAUUCAGAUUUCGAUCUAAUGGAUCGCGAGGAUUGGUACACUCAAUGGGCUAAAUGGACUAUUUGUAGUGGCUUAGGACAGAUGCAUUGGUCCAUUCAAAGUUGCGAGAUGAAUGCCGGCAUGAUGUUAGAGCUACGAGACGGGGAGCCAUAUGUCGAAAUUUACGGGCAGGACUGAUAUCUAUUCGCUUUGUUAGGGAUGCUUUAGGACAGAUCAAUGCGCUAGAGCUAAGCCUAACGGAAUAUCCAUCCGAUCCCCGGGCACUGGCUUCCGUGGACUGCGCCUAAGAGCCGCACGGAAACAACUAAACAGCGCACAAUCGAGCGUAACCACGAGUUCCACCACUUUUCCCCCUUCAUUGCCUUCGACGAGGCUUGUCGUCUCUCUCAUUGCGGUUCCAGCCGUAUUCACACCAUCGAUGACUGCACUGUUGGAUCGGAUGCACCAUGCUAUAUAUAGAGCGGACCUCAUAGCAGUUCAUAUAGUGAUGCGUUCAAUAACAUGCUUCAUGAUAAUCUGAUGCUACGUCCAUAUGUUCUAUCGCAAGAUUGAACUCAUCGUACUGUGUUUAAUAGAACCACAAUCCACUGUAGUCCCCCGUAACGACUUUCUUCGAGAUAUUGCUAGUCUUUCC
This is a messenger RNA of Pseudogymnoascus verrucosus, 1762 nucleotides long. RefSeq lists its product as uncharacterized. The record is from RefSeq and is a predicted model, not a curated record. The coding region runs from base 346 to 1305 and encodes 319 amino acids. The transcript is spliced from 4 exons. NCBI's taxonomy places the organism in Eukaryota, Fungi, Ascomycota, Leotiomycetes, Thelebolales, Thelebolaceae.